AUGGCAACUCGAACUGGCGGUGGUGUGGUACACAUUGUGGACGGUGUCACAUCAGUUGAUUGCCAUAAUCGAGUUCGUUCAUGGAGUCUUCUUCGAUCAGUCAUGUGGUUCAUCAUUCCAAGUUGCACUCGAAACAACUCUGAUGAUCAACAACUUCAAAGACAAAGAGGAGCAGACUAUUACUAUAACAACAGGUACCUUCAUUAUUUACAACCACGUCGAAGUCGUUCAGUGUCACCCCCCAUUUGUACUAACACCACAAUUUCCACCUCAAGGAUCAAUAACAUUUCGACAGGCACAAUCUUUGGAUACCGCCACGGAAAGGUUAAUUUAUGCUUUCAAUCAAACCCUAACUCUAAUAUUCCAACCCUUCUUCUUGAACUUGCCAUCCCCACAGCUGUUCUCGCAAAGGAAAUGAGAGGUGGGUUACUAAGAAUUGCACUAGAGUGCAACACCGAAUCACGGCAUUCAUCUUCUCCCCAUCUCUUGUCUGCGCCAGUUUGGACUAUGUACUGUAAUGGGAGGAGGGUUGGUUCCGCGACUAAACGCGUGCCAUCACUAGCUGAUAAGAAAGUACUUUGUUUGAUGCGGAAUGUUGAUGAGGGUGUGGGCAUUAUAAAUGGAAAAACUUUGAGAAACUCUAUUGAUGAUAAUAAGGAGGUCAAUCAACAUAACCAGGAUGACCUUAUGUACUUACGGGCAAAUUUCGAAAGAAUAUAUGGUUCUCCGAAAUCAGAAUCCUUUCAUUUGAUCAAUAAAGAUGGAAGUAAUAGUCAACAACUCAGUAUCUUCUUCAUUCGAACAGGAUGA
Molecule: messenger RNA, 810 nt
Organism: Papaver somniferum (opium poppy)
Lineage: Eukaryota; Viridiplantae; Streptophyta; Magnoliopsida; Ranunculales; Papaveraceae
Product: protein MIZU-KUSSEI 1-like
Exons: 1
Coding region: 1-810 (269 amino acids)
Biological process (GO): hydrotropism
Source: RefSeq, a predicted model, not a curated record